AUGAUUCUGCCUGAUGAUGAAAAUCAGUCUACAGCUAGUCCUCCUAAUAAUCACAUACAUAAUCAAGUUGGCAUCAAAGUAAUCACAAAUAUCCCUACAGUUGUCGAUUAUGGUGAUUAUAGUGAAAGUAAUCAUGUUGAACAAAUGCAUAGCAUUCAAAGAUACUAUCAUACUCAACACGAGUCGGAGCUACAUCCUGAAAGCGAAGAACAAAUUGGCCGUCAUGAUUAUCAUGGAACUAAUAACAUUCUGGUAGAACAUAGCACAACGACAUCAGUAGUAUCUUCUGAUCAACGAUUAAUAACUGAGUCGACAUUAUCAUCCACACUUUCAACAGUAGUGCAGCAGUCCACUGAUCAGUUAGUCGAUGUAACAAUUAGAAAAAUUUCUCGAGCAAUUUUAACAUCAUCUUCAGCGUUAUUAGCUUUGAAAGAUAUUAUUUUAAGAUCUACACAUGCUAGUGUGUCAACUCGAACGGCAGCAGUUGGACAGUUGAUAAAAGAUUGUCUAUUACAUAAAGAUUUUUAUUUUGCUACGUUGAACAAGAAAGAGAACACUUUAAAAGCUCAAAUCGGUUAUCUGAAAUGUUUUCCUGCCGAUUCUGAUACUGUUUCGAAAAUGAAAUUUAUUCAUACACUACAUAAAUAUGAUCUUGACUGGUCACAAUAUCUCGCAUCGUUCAAUAAUGGUAACCCGAUCGAAUUUGAUCAAAUAUCGCAACAACCGAUAAUUAACGUUGAUAAUAAUGUAGCAACAAAAGCUAAAUUUUAUCUAUCGGAAUUGGCUCAAAUAAAAUUCAAAUCAUCGAAUUUUUACCGGUGUUUUGUAAAAUAUGAUGAGAAGAUCGUAUUACGCCCAAGACAACCAGUUGCUACGUCGUUUUCCGAUACAGGUAAGGUGAACGAAACUAAGCUGAUACUUAACGCUGUCUAUAUAUUGUAAAAUUUCUUUUGUCGUUUAAAUAGCAACAGAUUUAUAUGCCAAUAAAAUACAAUCCAAAAAAGGUAAAAAACGGUCUGUGACGUCAGAUGCGAUGCGUUUUUUGAAACGACAAAAAAUCCACCACUGAACAAAAGGAUUCUUAAAAAGCUCAUAGGGGCUAGUGUUUUCUUUUAUAUAUUGUUUUAUAUUUAAAUGUUUAAAUAUUGUUCUUUCUACAAUAAUCUGUCUCUUAGGCCAUUACUUUUCAUAUUUUCAUUCUAUACUUUAGUGUAGUGUAGAUUUUACUUUUAGAAAAGAAAAAGAGUUUUGACAAAAAUAAUACAAGCCAAACCAUUGUACUUAUAUAUUGUUUCGGCUUUAACAUGCGUGUGUAUUUUCUACAUUUUGGUUUUUAUUUAUUACUCAGUCCUUAACUAGUAUUCUAAAGAUAUGUUUUAUUUCUCUGUAAACGAUAUUUUUAUUUGUUUUUUCAAAAUGGUUAAUCAAGUAGAAGAAAAAGAUGUAUAUAUUGUUUAUAUAAAAGACAAAGCUGCAAUUUUUUUUGUUGUCCAGCUAAAGGAAAACAUUAUUGAUAAAAUGUAGCCCGAUAAAUAUAGUUUCAUACCGGGCAAAUCUUUAACUCAUUGGCUUACACUACAAUCAGUCGACUUUUUCUAAUUUUUUAUGUUUAAAUGCUUCAUUUGCUUGUUUAAUUUAGACGUGUAUCAUUUUAAAAUAACUUUCUAUUUAAUCAUAAUGUCAGCUGCUCUAUCAGAAUAUGACAAAGGACUGUUAUUUUUAACUUGUCAGACGCGACCCCAUCAUAUCAUUUUAUUAAUGACAUUGAACAAUAUCAUACCAACUGAAGUGAAACAUAAACAUGAGCACAUCGCAAACAUGAUUAACCUGCAAUUUAAAACAACAUAUGAUAAAUGUCUCAUUUCAUCCUUGAUUGAUAUUAUAUCGAAUGAGUAUGUGUAUCGCGAACAAUUUGCAUCAAUUAUCUGUUUAAGACAUAUAUUUCAAAGUUAUC
Messenger RNA from Didymodactylos carnosus, 1954 nucleotides. Lineage: Eukaryota; Metazoa; Rotifera; Eurotatoria; Philodinida; Philodinidae. The record is from the annotation of a GenBank genome assembly.